Molecule: messenger RNA, 6046 nt
Organism: Orussus abietinus
Lineage: Eukaryota; Metazoa; Arthropoda; Insecta; Hymenoptera; Orussidae
Exons: 10
Coding region: 84-4664 (1526 amino acids)
Biological process (GO): regulation of gene expression
Cellular component (GO): nucleus
Source: RefSeq, a predicted model, not a curated record
UUCAAAGACCAGUAACCCAUGCAAAUCACCGGAAUCUCUCAAGACUUUGGCAAAUCGGAACACCUAUAAUAGAUACAUCAAGAAUGAGAAUAAACAAAAGAAGCUACAAAUGUCCCCACUGUGACUUCAUUUGCCAGCACUCACAGAAACUGCAACGGCACUUUCGCCUAGUUCAUGAAAAUCGGCAGGAUGUAAUGGCCGAUUCCUCUACGAGAACUAAGUGCUUAGUGUGCUCGCAUGUUGCAACUAGUGCUCAGGAACUAGAAACCCAUCAGAAAGCUCAUCAUCUGAAAAGACGUUUCUUUCGAUGCGUUAAGUGUUCUUAUGUGACACACGUGCGUGCCCGUUAUACUAAACACGUCAAGUACCAUUCCAUGCCAUUGAUCAAGUGCAACUCCUGCGAUUUUCGUACGCCGUACAAGUGGAAUUUGGACAGGCAUACGCGUAACCACGGAGGUGAUGGAGCCUUCCAAUGCCACGCAUGUAACUUCACAGCCGACAUUCGUCAGAGCCUUACUGUUCACGAAACGAAUCAUCAUGAGCCACCGAUAGGGCAGCCCCAUCGCAAAGUAAAUACUUCUUUUGAGCGAAACCCACGCAACAGUCUGAAGCGUUAUAAUCAGGUUGGUGCGAGUGAUUUUCGAAAUAAUUCCGAGUCACCUGGAAGUUCAUCUCCAGGGAAGGACUCUAUCGGACAGGUGAUAAAUAUGCCAGAAAUGAGUGAGAGCACAUCGGAGGCUGAAUGCAUCGCACUUAAGUGCGAGGAAAAAGGCUGCCAGUUUAUAACAGCAUGGGAUUCUGAGAUGCAGCGACAUUUAAUGGAAUCUCACGCACCCAACGUCACCAAUAAGCCCAAAAAGCCAUUGCCAAAGUUGAUACCACUGGACAAUACCGAUAACGCCCAGCGAAAUGAUGGAUCGAUUAAGGACUCUCCUGGAAUCUUAUUGCAAGUGCCGAAAGUACGCGUCAGACCGGAACUCGCCCACAUUUCAAAGGACAUGGAAACAUCCGUCGUCCAGGGACGUAAAGAGGUUAUCGAGCUGAAGAGGGAAUCCGGGGAUUCCUUCGAGAAAAGGAACGCCUCCUUCUUCGACAAGCUAAAGGAAAGGUUGAUGCUGGCUUCAACGUCGCCGGACAACGGGACGACGAAGGUGUCUCUGGGCAGCGUGAACGACUUAAAGUGUUGGUGCACUUUCGAGGCGAGCAACUUUGAGGAGCUGGCCAAUCAUAAACGAUCUCAUCACGCCGCUCUGAGUGUCUCCGUGAGCACGUCUCGUUGUCCGAAGUGUCGGAGACGAUGCAAGAGCUCGGUGGACCUCCAAGUGCACAUGCGGCUUUGCCACUCGGGAUCCGGAGAUGCAUCAGGGUCCACGGAUAACGAUCCGUGGAGCAAAGAAUACCGCGCCGACUAUGCCCAUCCGUUCCAAGUGGACUGGGAGGCAAACUACGGAGGCUUCGGUUCGUCGGGUCCCCUGGUUGAGGACGGGCCGACGAAUUUGAGCACCCGCCGGGUGUUCAAAUGCCCCCACUGUCCGUUCUGGGCCUCCACUGCGAGUCGAUUUCACGUACACAUUGUGGGCCACUUAAACCGAAAGCCCUUCGAAUGUUCCCUUUGUGCGUACCGGUCUAACUGGCGGUGGGAUAUUACCAAACAUAUCAAACUCAAGGCGGCUAGGGACCCGGCGCAUACGGCGGCCAGAGUCCUCAUGACCGACGAGACCGGACGACGAAACUAUUCCAAGUACAACAAGUACCUUGCGGAGAUCGAGCAGCAAGCAACCGACGAGAGAAUUUCUGAGAAUCAAACUAUGGAGGACAUCGGCAUAGAGGAACCUCCAUCGAAGGUAUUGAUCGUCAGCAACUCGAAAAAGUAUUCAAGAUCCAUAGAACUCGCAGCAGCUUCCACAUCUUCCGACUCCAAACACCUUUCUUCGGGAUCGAGUCUACCUUACAGACCGGUUCCGUCGCUGAAGACUGCUACGCGAAGUCAAGGGCAAUCCUUGCUGAAGUCUAGUCCCUCUUCUGGGGCUCAGGUGGCCAUCGGACACGUACCUACGUCUACGCCGAAGAAGAAUAUUAAUUCCGUUAAUUCUGGUAGCUCUAGCAGUUCCGGUAAUUCCAGUAACUCGAGUAAUUCCGGCGUCGACAACAACGUCGCCUCUACAUCGGUGAUACUGAGCAGCGAUAUACCGGCUGCUUCUGCAAACGCUGGGUCGCUCUCUUCGACCUCUGGUACAAUUACCGUCACUUCAGGUUCUUCGGCAUCUUCCACGCUAUCCCCGAUCACGAUUGCCGUAGAGAACACCAAACGGACCUUGUGGAAGUGCAAACGUUGCAACUUUCGGGACUCCAACAAGGAGAACGUGCUUUUUCACGUGAAGUCACAUUAUGAAUCCGUGGACCAAGCCGCAGAUUCUGGAAAGAAUGCGUUUGGAUGCGGCGAUUGCCCGUUCUCCGCGCCAGACUCGGCGGCAUUGGCUCUUCAUCGAGUUCAUCAUCGUCCGAACUUAGAGGCCAUAUUCAAGUGUUACCUCUGCCCCUAUUAUGUCAGCACCAAAGCCGAAUUGCUGGAGCACGCCAGACUUCACGGCGAGGAAUUGGCCGUGGUUCACCAGCAGAACGUGGACUCCGAUUUAUCCGUGGUCACUAGGAAGCUUCAACAGAACUCAGAGAAAGACGGGUCCAAGGACGACUUUCAGUUGGAGCAGCUGGAGCAAUUGCCGGUACCAACCGCUUCUACUUCGGGAUCGUCAAAAUCUACCGACGCGCCACCGCCACUUCUGUUGGAUACUCGAUCUCUGCCGGAUGCUCCUCUGGUUUGGGUCUCUCGACCCGAUGGGACUCUCGUUAAGAUGCUGAAAUGUCGGCACUGUCCUCACCUGAGUCUACGAAGAGCCGAGGUGCGGGACCACGAGAGCAUGCACGUGAACGCCCCGAAUCAUGGCUCGCCCUUGGCGUGCCCGGAUUGCAGUUUCACCUGCACCAGGAGGGACGUGUUGAAGUCGCACGCCGAGAUGCACACCGGAUCCCUGGGCACGGUUCAUUGCCUCGUGGAUGAGAACCGGUCCGACGCGCAGCAGCUCAGCGAUUUGGCCACCCUUUUGGAACUGCCGCGACCUCCUCCUUUAGGAAGCGAGCCCGACCUGAGGGACACCCGACUCGUACACUGCUGCGGCAAGUGUCCAGCUCGUUUCUUGUGCGAGAAGGAGUUGAGGAUCCACCUGCGGUAUCACUCGACCGAGCUGGCCUACUCCUGCGAAUGGUGCUCCUACGCCGCUAGACAACCCGCUCAUCUCCUGGCUCACCAGAAAGCGCAUUCCGCGGAAUAUCAACAGCGCACUCAGUAUCUGUUGUCGCUCUAUGGCUAUUCUCAGAGGUAUCCUCCCCCCACGACUGCUUGCAUCGAGUCGACGAAUAACGAGGACCCAGAAAACGGCCCUGCAGGGACCGCCUGGAUUGUCGUCGAGGCUCAGUCUGCUGCGGACCAUGUUUUAGGCUUCAAAUUCGGCGACACCUCUGAACGCGAGAACGAAGGUCACGUCUUUACGUGCGCCAAGUGCCCUGCUCGUUAUUUCAAGCUCGACGCGCUGGAGUAUCACACGACUCUUCACGGGUCGAAUAAUAGAUUCAAGUGCACCGAGUGUGACUAUUCCUCGAAGACUGCGCAGAAUCUACUGAAGCAUCAGGUGGUGCACCGACGGUUCGCUGAGACCACCGAAGCCACGUCCUCGCGAUUCCCUUCGGGGUCGGAUACGCAAUUCGAUGUUUUGAUGAGAGGUAAUCCCAAUUUUGUGUAUCCUGGGUACCUGAAGAAUGGCAAGUUGAAGGAGAAGAGGUACAAGUGCCAUAAGUGUCCCUCGGCAUUUGAGAAACGGGAACAGUACAGGGUGCACUUGACCUUGCAUGGUGCCAAACAGAGGUAUCGCUGCAACACCUGCGACUAUUCGGUCAAGUAUUAUGCUAAUUAUAUCCAGCACCUGAAGAAGCACCAGGCAAAUGCCCAGGCUCAGGCUUCGCAUCGCCAGUUCGAGGACGAUUCCAUUACCAUCGAUGUCGAGAGUGCUUCGGAUAAUUUUACUUCAGUGUCGAGACCUGGGAAGACCUUGACGAGGACCUUGGCUCCUUCGACCAGUGGUGACGAUCAUGCCUCGAGUGUCAGUGGCAGUGUUCACGGGUCCAACCAAGAUAGGCAGUCAAUGUUGCUGAUGCAGAAGAAGGGAAUCUUGGUGGCCUCGAAUCAUUCCGAACCUGUGAUGAUUCGCUGUCAGGAUUGCCCCUUUUCCUGUGCCGAUAAGGAGACUAUGGACGCUCACAAACGUCGCCAUGGCAUCGAGAGAAUGACUCCUCCGUGUCCUCACUGCGAUUAUGUACCCCGCAAGGAUGAAAACAUUGGCGAGCACAUUCGCCUGCACUUUACAAGGCUUUACAAGCCGGAAUCCUAUUUAAUCGUUGAAUUGUUGACACUGACCAUGCGUAAGGUAUUUGCUAACGAGAAGCAGGACGUGGAAAAGGGAUUCGAGCUGCUCUUUAAGGAGUGCAAGGAUGGAAUUUAUUUGCCACACCUCGAUACUAAGUCUUCGAUGAAUACAAAUAUGAGUAACCUUAGGGAAAAUGUUAUAGUGGACCCGAAUACCGGGGAGGCCAAGCAUCAUAUGUCAGACUAGGUGUGAUUUCGCAAGGGAAGUGAACACGCAUUUAAAAACAUGAAAGCUAUCUAACGUUUUGUUCAGUGUUAGACGGAAUAUGUUGUCAAUGAGGGUUUUUUUCUGUAAAACCUAUUGCUCGGUGUAGUGCAUUAUUGGAACAAUUAACUGCUUGAUCAAAAUAAUUCACCUUUGACAAAUGUGUGCAUCCAUAGGGGAGAUGUUAUCGUUAUUUCCAUACUUUGGGACGGCCAAUCUUCAACGUACUGGUUUAGGGGCAAUGUUAUACAUGUUCAUUUCCAGUCAGAACUGUACAAGUUUAAUAUCGUCUUCUGUGCAUUCAUAGUGACAAAGAUUUCUUGGAACAAAUUUUUGUUUUCUAUUUAAAUGACGAGAUUAAUUUGUUUUUGAUGGAAAAAGUGGAUAAAGGAACAUUUAAGCGUUUGCGUUUCCUUUCAUGACAUUGUAACCGGAGGACAUACUGUACUAAAUCAUUUUGCAUUGUUUGUAAAAAUACGAAGGUAUUGAAAUACUGCAAUUUAUGAAAUUGUGCAAUUUUUUAUGUUUUCUAAUUUAUACAAAUUGCAUUUCAUUAAAUUACUGGGAACAGUCAGUUUCCUAGAUUUUUCAUUUUUUUUUUCAUACACUUGCAUUUCAUAACAAAGUUAAUUUAAUACAAGUUGAUUGCUUAAAAUAUUUGUGAGUUGGUUUUUCUGUAUUCACUUAAAACGGUAAAUGACCCAAAGGUCAGAAGAAAAUACAUAUAUAAGGAAAAUGUUCCAGUAGCUGAUAUUUCCUGAAAGAUUAAAGUCUGUCAAAAUAACUGCCAAAAGGACGAUUUGUCAUUAUAUUUAUAAUAAUAUUCUUUAGUUAUUAAGUUACUUGUAUCACUCUUUCUUAUAUUGUUUAUACAUAAAUAAAUCUAUUUUUACUUAUAGGUAGCAUAUGCAUUAACAAAUUUUAAUAAUGACGUAAGAAUUAUUGCAAUGUGUCUAAACAAUAUAAAGUGACAGCUUUUUGUUUUAUAAAUGUUCUCUGAAGUAUGGGUUUUGAUCAAACAUCAAGUCAGAUUGUCCGAUUUGUUAAUUAUGGUUUUUGGUUUUUGCAGCAGAUGUCAAUGACUGGGACAUUUAUCUAUAAUUUAUUCAUGUACAUAAAAGGUGAAACCAGCAUCCUAAAUAUCAUAUAACUUGUAUAAAUACACAUACAUGUCGAAGCUAUUACUUGAAGCUACAAUUAUGUAUGAUACAAUAACUGAUAUUCAGUAAAGCCAUUUUUGCAUUGUAUAUUUAUUCACGUAUCUGGUAUACUUGUAAUAAUUAUUAUUGGCCAGCUUGAUCUUCUGUAUCGGCUUUCUUCUGAACAGUACCAUUUUUCAAUGCAAUUAUCUGUUAUUUUUAAUA